AUGGCACUGACUUUCCUGGCGGCCUGGGCACAGGCUGGCUCAUUUCCGAUGCUGUCCCUUUUACGCGGGGCAGUUUUCCAGCCAGUCUGCCACCAGCCCGCAGCGCUGCAUGGGGUUGCUGUGACCCAAGUGCACUUGGCAUUUGGUCAUGUUGAACCUCGCACAAUUAGCGCCCAUCGAUCCAGAUGCCUCUGCAGAGCCUGCGUGCCGGGCGGUGCGGGCACCCGCUGGGCUGUGCAGGCUGGUGCGGGCGCUAGUGCCGGCGGCAGCAAGCGAUCGCGGGCAGCGCUUGGGAAAGCGACUGCGCAUAAACCUGUCCAGGCAAGUGAUCAACACUUGUAUUUUUAUUUGCAGGUGCAACAUGCGAGCAAACAGAUUGCUGCUGACAAGCAGUACAAGGGUAUCAUCGAUUGUGUAGUGCGUAUUCCAAAGGAACAAGGAGUGCUGUCGUUCUGGCGAGGAAAUUUGGCAAAUGUCAUCAGAUACUUCCCAACUCAAGCUCUUAAUUUUGCCUUCAAGGAUAAGUAUAAGCAGGUGUUUUUGGGAGGUGUAGACAAGCACACUCAGUUCUGGAGGUAUUUUGCUGGUAACCUGGCAUCUGGUGGUGCAGCUGGAGCCACUUCCCUCUGCUUUGUCUACCCCUUGGAUUUUGCAAGAACCCGUUUGGCUGCUGAUGUUGGAAAAGCUGGCGCAGACAGAGAAUUCUCUGGUCUUGGGGACUGUCUAGUCAAAAUCACCAAGUCUGAUGGUGUGCGUGGCUUGUACCAGGGAUUCAAUGUCUCUGUCCAAGGCAUCAUCAUCUAUAGAGCUGCCUACUUUGGGAUCUAUGAUACAGCAAAAGGCAUGCUCCCAGAUCCCAGAAAUACUCACAUUGUUAUCAGCUGGAUGAUUGCCCAGACAGUGACUGCUGUGGCUGGCGUGGUUUCCUAUCCUUUUGAUACGGUGCGGCGUAGAAUGAUGAUGCAGUCAGGACGCAAAGGAGCUGAUAUCAUGUACUCUGGAACAAUUGACUGCUGGCGGAAGAUUGCCAGGGAUGAAGGAGGAAAGGCCUUCUUCAAGGGUGCAUGGUCCAAUGUUCUCAGAGGCAUGGGGGGUGCUUUCGUGCUUGUGCUGUACGAUGAAUUCAAGAAAGUAAUUUAAACAGCCUAAAUAGAAUUGGAAAUCAAGUUGAGCAGAUCAUGUAGAAUAACUACCAUUAUGGACCAUUGACCUUCAAGAAAUUCCUGUGAGUCUUAUUUAUCGGAGCCAGAUGAUACUUCUAGAUGGGGCUAGAAACUGACAUAGAGGACUGAUCCGCUUCUCUCUAACAUGCAUGAAGACACUGAAUCUGGCAAUUCAGUGUGGCAGUUUUUCUUUACAGCAGUAAGGAAUGAGUGGCGUUGGUUCUGGGUCCAAAGUUGUUAGGUCCAGUUUAGGCAGAAAAACAUCAUUUGCCUAUGGAUCAGUCUCCAGUUUCAAGUCCUAUCUUCUAGGACCAUAAAAUUGUAUUUGAAAGCAUUUGCUAACAAAUCAUGUUCUUUUCCACUUGUACUGAAGCACUAUGUACCAUUUUGCACAGCUGAACAUCUAGCAACUUUGUUCUUAAAUUGGGGCAUUCUGCUGUAAAACAAUAAACAUACUUACUCGG
Molecule: messenger RNA, 1627 nt
Organism: Ficedula albicollis (Collared flycatcher)
Lineage: Eukaryota; Metazoa; Chordata; Aves; Passeriformes; Muscicapidae
Gene: SLC25A6
Product: solute carrier family 25 member 6
Exons: 4
Coding region: 1-1140 (379 amino acids)
Biological process (GO): mitochondrial ADP transmembrane transport; mitochondrial ATP transmembrane transport
Cellular component (GO): mitochondrial inner membrane
Molecular function (GO): ATP:ADP antiporter activity
Source: RefSeq, a predicted model, not a curated record